Messenger RNA from Rotaria sp. Silwood2, 327 nucleotides. The record is from the annotation of a GenBank genome assembly. Lineage: Eukaryota; Metazoa; Rotifera; Eurotatoria; Philodinida; Philodinidae.
AUGGAACAAGAAUUACGUCAAAUCAUCAAUCAUCUACGGAUAUUUGAUCAAGCGGAUGCAUGUGAGAAACUAAUCCAAGCCACGAAACAAGAAAAAAUCGUUCUUAUUGUGUCCGGUCAAUUGGGUCCUGAUGUUAUUCCGCGUCUUCACAACUUACCACAAUUGGUUGCAUGUUACGUAUAUUGUUUAAAUGGAACUGAUCAUGAAGGAUGGACAAAAACUUAUUCAAAAGUUCAAGGUGUUUUUGUUGAACGAGCAAACUUACUAAAACAAAUUGAUCUUGAUCAAAAAAAUCGCCUUCUAACUGAACAAUUAUCAGCUAUAUAG